This is a messenger RNA of Glycine soja, 1148 nucleotides long. Its product is annotated as bromodomain and WD repeat-containing DDB_G0285837-like. NCBI's taxonomy places the organism in Eukaryota, Viridiplantae, Streptophyta, Magnoliopsida, Fabales, Fabaceae. The transcript has a single exon. Bases 130 to 1011 code for a protein of 293 amino acids. The record is from RefSeq and is a predicted model, not a curated record.
ACCACCUCACCCUUUCCCUUAUAAAUCAUCCCAACACCCAUAUAUCAAACCUCAACGUAAAAACUAGCCAAUAUAUAGCUUUAGCUUAUAUUAUACACGCACCACACUCAUUGUUCUUCAUCAUAAACCAUGGACUGGUUCUCCUGGCUAUCCAGGACCAGCCUAGAGCCAUCCCUCAUCUACGAAUACGGCCUCGCCUUCGCGCGCAACGAGCUCCAGCUGGAGGAUGCCAUCUACUUCAACCACGAGUUUCUCCAGAGCAUGGGAGUUUCCAUAGCAAAACACAGGCUGGAAAUCAUCAAGCUCGCAAAGAAAGAAGUUGGUGGCGGUGGGGCGGUGAUGAUGAUGAGGAGCAGCAGCAGCAUCAAGUUUUCUAUCAAGAAGUGCCUGAGGAAGUGCUUCAGCAAGCUCGUUUCGCGUGAAGAUCACCACGAAGCGAUGAUGGCGACAACAGCGAUGAUGGCGACCGAGCCGAAUUGGUACCAAGGGAAGUGGAGGAGGGCAAGGCACAAUGGGAACAAUGAGGAUCUCAAGGGAGAUAAUAAUAAUAAUAAUAAUAAUAACAAUAAGGGAGUUCAAAGAAGUAGAACUAUUGCAUUAUCAGGGCCUUUGGAUGGGAAUGGAAGAAUAAUUCACGAGAAGAUGAUGAACAACAACAAGGUGAUGAAACUAUCUGGUCCUCUUGAUGGGAAAAUGAAUGGUGGUAACAAUGAGAGAGUGAAUAUGUAUGCAAGUGCAAAUAGAAGUCCAUUGAUGAGUGCUAAUACCCCUACUAGGCCUCUUGAUGGUAGGUUCAUGGGCUCAGUAAAGAGCCCUAGGCUUUCUGGGCCACUUGAUGCAAGACCAACCAUGGUUAAUAGUAGAAGCCCAAGGUUAACUAGGCCUUUAGAUGAUAGGACUGAGAGCCCAAUGGGUUAUAGUCCCUACAAUAAGGUCAGAGCUGAUGCUGCUGAUUAUGAUGAUGAUUAUGCAAUGUGGCCUACAUUGUUUGAGGAUCUUAAACCAACUUAGAUUAUUAUUAUUAUUUUGUAUUUGUUUUCUCAUGGCUUAUUAUUAUAUUAUUACACCUUGAUGGCGAGUGACAGCAACGUUUUUUGGUACAAUAAUGAUUAGUAGCUUGUGAAAAUGAAAUGUGAUGUUUACUGCAA